Magallana angulata is the source of this 2352-nucleotide messenger RNA. RefSeq lists its product as uncharacterized. The coding region runs from base 148 to 1818 and encodes 556 amino acids. The record is from RefSeq and is a predicted model, not a curated record. The transcript is spliced from 2 exons. Gene Ontology annotation, cellular component: chromatin; nucleoplasm. Gene Ontology annotation, molecular function: ubiquitin-protein transferase activity; zinc ion binding. Gene Ontology annotation, biological process: positive regulation of DNA-templated transcription. NCBI's taxonomy places the organism in Eukaryota, Metazoa, Mollusca, Bivalvia, Ostreida, Ostreidae.
UCCUGAUGACGGAGGCAAGAGUUGUCCGCUUCUGCGUGAAUAACACUGUUAGGGAAAAGGUUAUAAACUACUAGUAAAAUCCAGUUAUAAAUAUGUUUAUCUGACAACGCUAGUUAAACCUUGACUCUUCUAAGUAAAAAAUAAAAAAUGGACUCUGAUAAUAAUCUCCAGGAUGUAAUAAGAUGCCAUUUUUGCGAAAUACCUGCGCCACAACUACAUUGUGACACCUGUCACACCAAUCUCUGUAAGGUUUGUGCAGGGGAACAUCAUAUGGACGAAACCAAAAUCCACAAAGUACUGCCAAUCAAAAAGAGAUCUUACACCCCUACCUAUCCUACAUGUCCAAAACACAUCACAAAACAAUGUAAACUCCACCGUGAGCAAUGCGACAAAGCAAUAUGUAUAAUUUGUGUGGCAUCCGUGGAACAUAAACAGCAUAAAGCUGUUGACAUCAUGGAAACUUUUCAACACAAAAAAGAAAUUAUGGAAAAAGAUUUAAAAGAGUUAGAAAUGUCCAUUUUUCCGCAUUAUAAACGGUAUGCGUCAGUUUUACCAGCUCAGAGAGCCGACCUGCAAGAAAAAUGUCAGAAAUGGAAAAGAUAUUACAUCGAACAGGAAGAAGACUGUCAUGCAGAAAUUAUCAAAGCAAUCGGCAGAAAAAAGUCUGAAAUCAGCGGUGUAUUAUCCAAAUAUCAAUCUGUCUUGGACAAUCUGGAACAAGAACUGCAACACAAAAUUUCUGAAAUCGCACAUAUUAUUCAUAAUCUAAAAGAUUUACUGAACUCUAAUGAUAUGAAUCUCGUCUCUUCGUAUAAAUCAUGCCACGAUAAAUUCAGACAAUUGCCUCCAAAAUUUGAAAUAUUUAUACCAAACACAAUUCCAAAGCCAGUAAACGCAGGAAAACUCUGUGAACAAUUUGCGUCUAUGUCGUUAUUCACCAUUACAGCUGAGAAAAAUGAGUUGCCAGGUGAUGAACUUGUAUCCUUUCACUCAGAGAAGCUUUUUCUGAAUCAGCCAUCAUGUGUCACAGCUAUUAGAACAGAGCAGCAACAUUUACACAGUCACAGUGUGGUCUGUCUGAGUGAUGAGGAACUAUGGACAACAAAUCAGAAUAAUAUCAUGAAACUCUUCAACAUCGAAGGAAAACUAUUAAAAUCAAUCAAAACCAUAUCAGGAAACGUACCAGAAGGCAUAGCAGUGACAAAGAAUGGAGAUCUUGUUUACACUGAUUCUAAUGAAAAAACUGUGAACAUUGUGAAGAAUGACAAGAUAGAGUUAUUGGUAAGCCUAUGCGGUUGGAUACCUCUUGAUAUAUGCAGUACCUCUUCUGAUGAAUUUUUGGUCAUCAUGAUCAGUGAUGAUUAUCAGAAAACAAAAAUUGUGCGUUACUCUGGCUCCACUGAGAUACAGUCAUUUGAUAUUCAAUUGAUGAAUGACUGUUCAACGACGAGAGAAAAUAACAUUAACCACAUAACCGAGAAUAACAACUUUGAUAUCUGCGUGGCUGACUAUAAUGCCAAAAUGGUUUUUGUGCUAAACAAGGUUGGCAAGCUCAGAUUUAUGUACACUGGGUGUUUAUAUUGUUACAGGACAAUAUUAAGUCCGAGUGGCAUCACUACUGAUAGCCAAAGUCGAAUCUUGAUCGCAGACUAUAACAACGACUGUAUUCAUAUCAUAAAUGAAAAUGGGCAGUUUCUCUGCUGCAUUGACAACUGUGAUUUACGCUAUCCAUGUGGUUUAUGUGUAGACACAAAAGACAAUCUGUUCGUGGCUGAGGGUGACACCGGUCUUGUGAAGAAAAUCCAAUAUUAUACGUGAAAAAUACUAUUUCUACAAACAGUGUCCAUUUGUGCUUGUUUUUGUGCAAGUUCGCGCGCGUGCAAUUUUAUUGUCUUUGGUGUGUUGAAAAAACAAGAGACAAAUGUAGUGAUACAUGUAACUGGUUUAUGAACCGUAAAACAAGUAACAUGAUAUAGUUUUUUAACUAAUGAAACAUGCAUUUAAUGAUUUUUUGAUAAAGACAAUGACAAGAAAAAUCUUGUACGUGGAUUAAAUGACGAAGAAGGGAGACAGAAAUGGAACAGAAUAUCGAUUGUGAAUUUGUUUUAAAAAACUAAGGAUCCUCUUUACAAUAUUAUGUUUUCAUUCACUAACAUAUCAUUUAGAUUUGUUGUAAUUUCUUUGAAAUAUAUAAUUUUUAUUAUAAUAUAUAUACGAUCCUCAAUUUUUCUGAGCCUGUUUUAAAAACAUAUUCUACAAUUAUUUAAGCAACAAUUGGUCCCUCCACUUUUUUUUCUGGCUCGUCAUUUUAUAAUACGAUACUAUGUGGCCGCAUUGAAAAACUUUGUGUAU